Molecule: messenger RNA, 2146 nt
Organism: Cornus florida
Lineage: Eukaryota; Viridiplantae; Streptophyta; Magnoliopsida; Cornales; Cornaceae
Product: pectinesterase
Exons: 2
Coding region: 140-1867 (575 amino acids)
Biological process (GO): cell wall modification
Molecular function (GO): pectinesterase activity; pectinesterase inhibitor activity
Source: RefSeq, a predicted model, not a curated record
UUCUCAUACUCGUCCAUUAAAGCUAAAGAGAGAUAUAUAUAUAAAUACAAAAAAACAAACAAACAAGUAGGAGAAGAAAAGACAAAUUCCUUCUUGUAUAUGCCACAGAGGUUAUCGAGCUGCAUAUUUUAGAUUAAAAAUGGGUGAAGGUGAAAAUGGUGGUGGAGGGAAAAAGAAGGUUGCCAUCAUGGGAGUGUCUUCUCUACUCCUAGUGGCAAUGGUGGUGGGCACCGUGGUCGGAGUCACCCGGCAUCAGAAUCAGAAGAGCGGCGAAGCCAACGGUGGUGGUGCUCCGGCAACCAGCGGUGGUGAUCAAAUAACGACGUCGUCGAAGGCAGUGAAGGCCAUCUGCCAACCAACUGAUUAUAAGGAGACCUGCGAAGGCAGUCUUUCUUCAGCAGGAAAUACGAGCAACCCAAAAGACCUCAUCAAGUUGGCCUUCAACGUUACCGUACAAAACAUCAGAGAGGCCAUGAAGAACUCUUCUCUUCUCAAAGAACUCGCAAAGGACCCGAGGACGGAGGAUGCUUUUGGGCUCUGUCAUGAGCUCUUGGAGGACUCCAUUGAUGAUCUCAAGAGAUCUUUCGAUAAACUUCGAGGUUUUGAACUUAGCAGUUUGGAUGAAUUCGGGGCAGACCUGAAAACAUGGCUCAGUGGUGCCAUUACCUACCAACAGACUUGCUUGGACGCCUUCGAGAACACGACAGGCGAUCUUGCACAGAAAAUGCAGGAGCUGUUGAGGAGGUCGGGCGAGCUCUCCAGCAAUGCUCUUGCCAUGGUUACUGAGCUCAACAAGAUCAUCAAAACCAUAGAGCUACCGGGGGCCAGCCGGCGACUCCUCGAACCAGAGGGUCAUGAUGCGUUCCCUUCAUGGGUCGGUUCUACUCAGCGCAGGCUCCUACAAGCUACUCCGGCAACCAUCAAACCGGACGUCGUUGUCGCUCAGGACGGGUCCGGGAAGUAUAAGACCAUUAAUGAAGCCCUAAAAGAUAUCCCAAAGCAUAGCAACAAGACGUUUGUCAUAUACAUCAAGGCUGGUAUUUAUAAGGAGUAUGUUAUUAUCACUAAGCAAAUGAUCAAUGUGAUGUUCAUCGGAGAUGGCCCAACAAAAACCAAGAUCACUGGAAACAAGAGCUUUGUUGGUGGUUUUAAUACAUUCAGAACCGGAACACUUGGUGUAAAUGGAAAUCAAUUCAUGGCGAAGAACAUUGGAGUUGAGAACAGUGCAGGAGCAACAAUGCACCAAGCUGUAGCAAUCCAAGUUUCAUCGGACUUAUCGGUCUUUUACAAUUGCCAAUUCGAUGGUUACCAAGACACCCUCUACGCUCACACCCACCGUCAAUUCUACCGUGACUGCACCGUCUCCGGAACCAUAGACUUCGUCUUCGGUGACGCGGCUGCUGUCUUCCAAAACUGCACCAUGGUGGUGAGGAAGCCACUGCCCAACCAGGCCUGCAUGGUCACGGCUCAAGGAAGGAAAGAGCCACGUAAUUGGUCCGCCAUAGUCCUCCAGAACUGCACCAUCAUAGGUGCACCGGAGUUGUUAGCUUCCAAGCCCCCGGUGAAGGUGUUUCUCGGACGGCCAUGGAAGAAUUUCUCGAGAACCGUUGUGAUGAAUUCUCAUAUUGAGGGGAUUGUGGACCCGGAAGGAUGGUCUCCAUGGUUGGGUACUCAAUAUCUUGACACACUCUAUUAUGUUGAGUUCAACAACAAAGGCCCAGGCGCAGACCAAGCAAAGAGAGUGGCAUGGCCGGGUCUGGUCAAGAACGUAACCCCGGAGCAAAUAAGUGAGUUCACUCCUAAAUCUUUCAUUAACAGCGAAACUUGGAUUCCGGCCACCGGAGUGCCCUACCAACCUGGCUUAUGAUGAUGAUCGUGGCAUAAAGUAAUUAAGAGGCUAGACAUGCAGUAAUAUACUUAAUCAUUACAUCUUUGUGUUAAUUAAUGUAUCUAGAAGUCUUGUAUUCAUGUAUGCAUAUAUUGCAUGAUUUUUAGACUUGACUAGGAAGAUAGUUAAUGGAAGAGUCUCUAGGGUUCUCUGUGUACUAGCAUAAAAAAAGGGUACGCUACUAUUGAUCCCCUUUUCUUUCUGUAAGCAAUGAACUCUUUGUGUUGUAACUCGAAUAAAAAAUUAAUUUGGUAGCCA